UUUGAGGACCAGUAUUUGUGUGGGUAUAGUCAAAGUCAAGAAGAUACUCUGGAAUGGUCCUGGGAAACCAUAGCAACACCGACCAGUUCCACGGGAUGCAGUAGUGACCAUACAAACGGGGACGGCACUGGACAUUUUCUCUAUAUCGAAGCAAGCGAGGUGCAAGCUGGUAGUCAGGCGGCACUUACAAGUCCUAAAUCAGAAUUAAGUCCCGGUGACAGGAAAUGUCUCACGUGGUGGUAUCACAUGAAUGGCGUCAAUACUGGCGAUUUACUGGUCAAUGCAGAUAUUGCAUCAAACAAGAGCACAAUAGCAACGUGGUCAAGAAGUGGA
Molecule: messenger RNA, 333 nt
Organism: Owenia fusiformis
Lineage: Eukaryota; Metazoa; Annelida; Polychaeta; Sabellida; Oweniidae
Source: the annotation of a GenBank genome assembly